Messenger RNA from Didymosphaeria variabile, 975 nucleotides. It is a transcript of the gene EAF3, whose product is annotated as Esa1p-associated factor. Lineage: Eukaryota; Fungi; Ascomycota; Dothideomycetes; Pleosporales; Didymosphaeriaceae. Gene Ontology annotation, biological process: chromatin organization; regulation of DNA-templated transcription. Bases 1 to 975 code for a protein of 324 amino acids. Gene Ontology annotation, cellular component: nucleus; NuA4 histone acetyltransferase complex; Rpd3S complex. The record is from RefSeq and is a predicted model, not a curated record. The transcript is spliced from 4 exons.
AUGGCCCCAGCACCUGCAGUAGAGGCACAAUUCAAGAAGGACGAGAAGGCUCUCUGUUUUCAUCAUGAACUGAUGUACGAGGCUAAGAUCAUUGAGGUAUCGUCGAAAGAGGAGGCUGAAAAGAAGAAUGGCUACCAGUAUAAAGUCCACUACAAGGGAUGGAAGAACACCUGGGACGACUGGGUGGAGGAGGACCGGCUCCGCAAACUUACUCAAGAGAAUCGGGAGUUGGCCAACUCGCUUCGACACGCGGUGCUCGAGCAACAACGUGCCCAGAGAGCUCAAGCUCAGCCUGUGAAAAAGAAGACGCAGACUUCAACGCGCGGAAGCGAAGAGCGCCAGACACCAGUUCAAGCUGCCCCACCUCGAGGCCAGAAGAGGAUGCGAGAUCAAGAUCUUGAAAAGGAGGAGGCCUUCACCUCCCGUCGCGCCGUCAGGAUCCUCAUGCCUGACAGGCUGAAGAGCAUCCUGGUCGACGACUGGGAAAACGUGACGAAGUCACUGCAGCUCGUGUCGCUACCUGCAAAGUAUCCUGCUGGCGUCAUUCUCGACGAGUAUUUCGCCUAUGCGACAGCACCAGGUAUGCGCAGCAACGCCGAGUCCGAAAUCCUCCAGGAGGUUGUGCACGGCCUGAAGGAGUACUUCAACAAGGCACUUGGCCGCCUUCUUCUCUAUCGGUUCGAGCGGGAGCAAUUCUUCGACAUCUACUCGGCCAUCAGCCUCCCCACUGGCGACCUAGCUGGGAAGCAGGUAGCGGACAUCUACGGCGGCGAGCAUCUGCUUCGUCUGUUCGUUUCGAUGCCAGAACUCAUUGCGCAAACCAACAUGGACGUCCAGGCUGUGAACAGACUGCGAGAGGAACUCGGAGCCAUGACGCAUUGGCUUCAGAAGGAGCCACAGGUUACCAACUUCUUCCAAUCAGUCUAUGAAAGCCCUGGAUCGGCCUACAUCGAAAAGGUCAAGACUAGUACCUAG